CAGGCGCGCCGAGCUGCCGGGCGAGCGCCGUUAGGGCAGCCUGGCUCCCGGCGCCCGCCCCGCGCCCCUGGGAGCGGCGUCUCGUCCCCUGUCGCCGCUCAGGCCUCGCUGGUGCCCGCGGACAGGUAUCAGCGCGCCUCCCAAGCGGCUGCGGGAGACAUUGAGUCCGGACAAGGGAAGGACGGUUUGUCAGGCGGGUGACCAAUGGAAUUUCUGAUCAUGGGUGGGCCGUGAGAAGUGGGCGUGGUCAGAGGCUGAGUCUGAGUCCGAGGUUUCUAGUGCCCCGACUGCCAGAGCCGCUCGGGGAGCCGAACUGAGCGGACGUGGGGGUGAUUCGCCCCGCGUAGAAACGCCGGCCGAUGCUUUCUCUUUGGGACCCGGACUCCAGUGCGGGAGUCUUAUAGCUGGAUCACCCAGGAAGAGAAGUUCUAAAGCAGUAAGAAGAAAAGCAUUUCAAUUUGGGACACUGACUUGCAGCUGGAAAUGGGGAAUGGACUAUCAGAACAGACUUCUAUCCUGUCCAGCCUGCCUUCAUUUCAGUCCUUCCACAUUGUUAUUCUGGGUUUGGACUGUGCUGGAAAGACAACUGUCUUAUACAGGCUGCAGUUCAAUGAAUUUGUAAAUACUGUACCUACCAAAGGAUUUAACACUGAGAAAAUUAAGGUAACCUUGGGAAAUUCUAAAACAGUCACUUUUCACUUCUGGGAUGUAGGUGGUCAGGAGAAAUUAAGGCCACUGUGGAAGUCAUAUACCAGAUGCACAGAUGGCAUCGUGUUUGUUGUGGACUCUGUUGAUGUUGAAAGGAUGGAAGAAGCCAAAACUGAACUUCAUAAAAUAACUAGGAUAUCAGAAAAUCAAGGAGUCCCUGUACUUAUAGUUGCUAACAAACAAGACUUGAGGAACUCAUUGUCUCUCUCAGAAAUUGAGAAAUUGUUAGCAAUGGGUGAACUGAGUUCAUCAACUCCUUGGCAUUUGCAGCCUACCUGUGCAAUCAUAGGAGAUGGACUAAAGGAAGGACUUGAGAAACUACAUGAUAUGAUAAUUAAAAGAAGAAAAAUGUUGCGGCAACAGAAGAAGAAAAGAUGAACAUCGAUGCCUUUUAUAUCUGUGUGGAGUAGGUUUUCUCUGGUUUGAUUUUGACAAAUGGAAGAGUGUCUAUAGCCUGGUUUGCCUGUCUGCCCUCCUGGAUGCUUUUAAGGCUUUGUUUUCUUGAACAGUCAAAUGCUCUACUCCGUUGCCUUGUGGAAGAUGAGUAAAUGCGGUGCUUCUUAAAGUGGUCUCUUCUCCCUACCCCACAAAUCUUUUGGUACUACCAUUUUGGGAAGCCAAGCAAGGAUAGUAAAUUGACCAGAACACAGUUGUGGAAAUUUGACCUGAAGUUAGUGAAAUAAAACUUUGAAGAUUGUCUGCCUAA
This is a messenger RNA of Lemur catta (Ring-tailed lemur), 1414 nucleotides long. It is a transcript of the gene ARL4A, whose product is annotated as ADP ribosylation factor like GTPase 4A. Gene Ontology annotation, biological process: vesicle-mediated transport; intracellular protein transport. The transcript is spliced from 3 exons. Bases 484 to 1086 code for a protein of 200 amino acids. NCBI's taxonomy places the organism in Eukaryota, Metazoa, Chordata, Mammalia, Primates, Lemuridae. Gene Ontology annotation, molecular function: GTPase activity; GTP binding. Gene Ontology annotation, cellular component: cytoplasm. The record is from RefSeq and is a predicted model, not a curated record.